ACGCACGGCCAACUGUCGUUUAUAAAUAAAUGUGGAAAUAACGUCCACAUCAUCUCGUCGCGGAAAUUGCACAAGAAAAAUAUGGAAAUUCCGUUCGGGAAGAUAGCGAUCUACGUGCUGACCUUCGUCGGGUACGCUUAUUCCGGUUACGGUUCUGGUAUUCUGAGUAAUCUGCGGGAUGCGGUGAUCUCGGCGGAGAACGUCUUCGGGGAUGCCGUCAAGAACAUCAUCAACGUCGCCAACAAUCUGAACGGGCUCAACGAUGUCUUUCAUAUGGCCGUAGAGGAGCACUGCAUCUUCAAGUGUCCGAACGUUAACGUGACGCCGAAGCCGGAUCGAAAUCACAGGGCCUCCUCGAACGGAUGCGGCUCUCUCGGGUUGAAAAUUGAUAACCAAUAUUUGCCGGUUGGCGACAUGACGAAAUGCUGCGACGCUCACGACGUCUGCUACGACAGUUGCGGCAGGGACAAGGAGGUGUGCGAUAUGGACUUCAAGAGGUGCCUGUACAAGCUCUGUGAUGGCAACCAGAAGAGGCUCGGUGAGACGGGGGUCGUCGCGUGCAAAGGGGCCGCGAAGAUGCUCUUCACCGGCACCCUCACCUUGGGUUGCAAAUCCUAUCUGGACGCGCAGAAGAAUGCCUGCUACUGCGGUCCCACAGAGACGAGCAAAAAGAAAGGAAAGUACAGGACAACCGGAGCCGACGAACUGUGAUGAACGAAUCAAUUAGACACAAUCAUUGUUAAUUUAAUUAUUUACAAACAAACAAAAUUGGAAAAGAUUAUCAAUACAUAAAAGUAACUUUUGAA
Nicrophorus vespilloides is the source of this 806-nucleotide messenger RNA. Its product is annotated as group XIIA secretory phospholipase A2. Gene Ontology annotation, biological process: arachidonate secretion; lipid catabolic process; phospholipid metabolic process. Bases 82 to 711 code for a protein of 209 amino acids. Gene Ontology annotation, molecular function: A2-type glycerophospholipase activity; calcium ion binding. Gene Ontology annotation, cellular component: extracellular region. NCBI's taxonomy places the organism in Eukaryota, Metazoa, Arthropoda, Insecta, Coleoptera, Silphidae. The record is from RefSeq and is a predicted model, not a curated record. The transcript is spliced from 2 exons.